Messenger RNA from Antechinus flavipes (yellow-footed antechinus), 1145 nucleotides. RefSeq names its product ring finger protein 113A (gene RNF113A). The transcript has a single exon. The coding region runs from base 48 to 1103 and encodes 351 amino acids. Gene Ontology annotation, biological process: snoRNA splicing. Gene Ontology annotation, cellular component: U2-type spliceosomal complex. The record is from RefSeq and is a predicted model, not a curated record. NCBI's taxonomy places the organism in Eukaryota, Metazoa, Chordata, Mammalia, Dasyuromorphia, Dasyuridae. Gene Ontology annotation, molecular function: metal ion binding.
GCGCCGGGGCUGUGUAGUUGGUUCCUCAGAGUUCUGAGGCGCCAGCCAUGGCUGACGAGCUCUCCUCCGAUCCUCCGCCUGAACCGGUGUGCACCUUCCUCUUCAAAAAGUCGAGUCGCAAGAGCGCAGCCGGUCGCAGGAAACGUCCUGCUUUCGACAAGCAGCCCGGGGGAAACGAAGGUAGCAGCAGUAGCAGCAGCGAUGAGGGGAAUGUCGUGGUCCGGCGGGAGAAGAGGCGCCUGGUCCCCAACCCCAUGAUCCAGAAGACGCGCGGCAGUUGCCGAGAAAAAAAGGCGCCCACCGCUUACAGCGGCGCCAGCAGCGGAGGCGACGACGAGAGCGAGCCGUCGUCGUCCGUGAGCGUCCACUACAAGUCCACACGCUCGGCCAAACCCGUGGGUCCGGAGGACAUGGGCGCCACGGCGGUCUACGAGCUUGACACCGAAAAGGAGCACGAUGCUCAGGCCAUCUUCGAACGCAGUCAGAAGAUCCAAGAGGAGCUGCGCGGCAAAGAGGAUGAUAAAAUCUACCGGGGCAUCAACAAUUACCAGAGAUACGUAAAACCUAAGGACACUUCCAUGGGCAACGCGUCAUCCGGGAUGGUGAGAAAGGGCCCCAUCCGCGCGCCCGAACAUCUGCGCGCUACGGUGCGCUGGGAUUAUCAACCAGAUAUUUGCAAAGAUUACAAGGAGACCGGCUUCUGCGGCUUCGGAGACAGCUGCAAGUUCCUGCACGACCGCUCCGACUACAAGCACGGCUGGCAGAUCGAGCGCGAGCUAGACGAGGGCCGCUACGGGGGCAUGGACGAAGACAACUACGAGGUGAGCAGCGACGACGACGACCUGCCUUUCAAGUGCUUCAUCUGUCGCCAGUCUUUCCGGAACCCCGUGGUGACCAAGUGCAAGCAUUAUUUCUGCGAGAGCUGCGCCCUGAGCCACUUCCGCACCUCCCAACGCUGCUAUGUCUGCGACCAGCAGACCAACGGGGUGUUCAACCCCGCCAAGGACCUGAUUGCCAAGCUGGAGAAGCAUCAGGCCCAGGGGAGGGUAGGCACUUGCGACCCUUUAGAUAGCUCCGAUGAAGGCUUAGCCCCCGUUACUUAAACCUAGUGAAACUAGAAGAAUAAAGUUGCUCUUUUCAAAGUU